This is a messenger RNA of Annulohypoxylon maeteangense, 2731 nucleotides long. Its product is annotated as RabGAP/TBC. The coding region runs from base 205 to 2661 and encodes 818 amino acids. Gene Ontology annotation, biological process: activation of GTPase activity. NCBI's taxonomy places the organism in Eukaryota, Fungi, Ascomycota, Sordariomycetes, Xylariales, Hypoxylaceae. Gene Ontology annotation, molecular function: GTPase activator activity. The transcript has 3 exons. The record is from RefSeq and is a predicted model, not a curated record.
UCAACACCAGAUCACCCCCAAACUUUUAACUUUACACGCUCACAUGUUCGAGCCUUCCUUUGAAAAUUUAGCUUCAAAGGAUUGCAGAAACGAGUUCCUAGCUGUCCGGGGUUGAGACCCAAUUAACUUAUACUAUCACGCAUUCCUCACUUCGCCAACUUUCAACUUCCAGCCCAUCCGAGUUGGAUAACACCACACCCCGCCAUGACAUCAGCUCCCCCACCGGGUCGAGCCAGCUCGCCUACGGGCAGCUUCUACGCCCUUAGCGACGAUGAGGAGGGCGAGUAUGAUACUAUCACCCAUACAGAGACUGGGAAAGGGGUUAAACUCCUAUACUCCAAGAGCAAAGUCUAUAUCCAUCCUACCCCGUCAGCAAAGGAUAAUAUCGCAGGCUACAUAGCACUAUUGCAACAAAAAGGUCCCCGCGGCGAACGACCUACGUCUUCCUCCUCGAAGAGCUCCAUUUCUCCAGCUUCCGCGGAUCUCCUACUCGCUUGGCUGCCUGAAUCUUCUCUCGGUGAUGCCGAGAGUAUCUAUGUCAAGGUCGACCUAAUCGAUGCCGAUUCCCCUCCAAAGCAGAGCUAUCUCGUACCACCACCUCCAACCGUAACGACUCACAAAGGAUCAAUCGGUCACUAUGCCUUUGCGAUACCAGUCAGUGCCAUAUACUCCCUACUAGUACGCCCUCCAAGUUUAGGGUGGUGGUUUGGAUCUCUGGUGAUCAACACCAGAGCCGGAGACAGCUUUCCAGCUUUGUUCUUCCACGACAGCGAAUGCCAGUCGACCAUACUCCAGAAAAAGAAGCGAGCCAGGGACAACUUUGACCCCUUCGGCGAAAAUGGACAAAUGUUCUGGGGAGGUGAUGAGGUUCUCCGCUGGCUAAAACGCUACAUCCGGAUCGAGAGGAGUGGUGCUGAGCCGAAUAUCUACUUAGUCGAGCCUACCAAGGAAGAUAGUGAGGCCUUUGGUGGAAAGUUGACUUCAAGUACACCCUCGUCAAUUGGCCGACGGGAUAGUUCUCAAGGUUUACGUUCACCUGGUGCUAGACGCUCAGCAGCGGGUUCUAGUAGCCAGAAUGACGCGGGUAUGGACCCCGUUAUGAAGUUCGUGAAGGAGACGGGGUGGAAUAUUCUGGAGAAGUUCAGCAAAGUCACUACGUUUACACGGAGAACCGCGCAGGAGAUCAUAGACAACCCAAGACUCCCACCUCAAGUACGCAAGUUGAUGAGAAAUCCCGAAGUUCAGACAUUGCAGGAUGAAUUCGACAGCGCUAGGAUAUACCUGGCUAGAUGGGCCAUGGGAAUGGCCGAGCAGAGUGAAAGGGAUCGAAACCAGAGGAUAUGGACCGCUCGCGAUGUCUUAGAACUAGAAGAUACUGAUGUGGGGGAGUUUGAGUUGCUAGAAACGAGCAACAUGUCUUUAGAAGAACGAAGAAAAACUGUUACUUUAAAGGAGUGGACCACUUUCUUUGACCCCAGAACAGGACGUCUGGCAGUCACUGUUGACGAGGUCAAAGAGAGAGUUUUCCAUGGUGGUCUGGAUCCAGAUGAUGGUGUCCGAAAGGAGGCCUGGAUGUUCCUGCUUGGUGUUUACGACUGGUAUAGCACAGCAGAAGAACGAAAGGCGCAAAUGGCAUCUCUUAGGGACGAGUAUGUGAAGCUCAAGGCUGCUUGGUGGGAGAGACUAGUUGAUCUUGGUGGUGAAGGUGAAGAAGGCGAAUGGUGGAGAGAGCAAAGAUGCCGAAUCGAAAAGGAUGUUCAUCGAACUGACCGCACGGUCCCAAUCUUCGCAGGAGAGGAUCUUCCUCACCCCGACCCCGACUCCCCGUUCGCCGAAGCUGGCACCAAUGUGCAUAUGGAACAAUUGAAGGAUAUGCUUCUCACUUACAACGAGUAUAACAAAGAUCUCGGCUACGUUCAGGGGAUGUCCGAUUUACUUGCACCGAUAUACGCUGUUAUGCAGGACGACGCGGCGGCGUUCUGGGGCUUCCAGCGCUUCAUGGAGCGGAUGGAACGAAACUUCCUCCGCGACCAGUCUGGCAUGCGAAACCAGCUCCUUACACUCGACCACCUAGUUCACUUCAUGGAUCCAAAGCUAUACGCUCAUCUUGAGUCUGCUGAUAGCACCAACUUCUUCUUUUUCUUCCGCAUGUUGCUCGUCUGGUAUAAACGGGAGUUCCAGUGGAUGGAUGUUUUGCACCUAUGGGAAGUGCUCUGGACGGACUACCUCAGCAGCAGCUUCCACCUGUUUAUUGCCUUGGCUAUUCUAGAAAAGCACCGAGAUAUCAUCAUGAUACACCUGAAGCAUUUCGACGAGGUUCUAAAAUAUGUUAACGAACUAUCAAACACGAUGGACCUUGAGUUGAUUUUAAUCCGAGCAGAGGCCUUAUUCCGCCGUUUCCAACGGUUAAUCGAGGCUAUAGACAAGAAGCAGAACUUCCCAGCGCCGAGGGUCCUUAAGGACUCGCCAUCCCCUAACUCGACAUCUGCGUCUGGAUCAUCGGGAGCAUCCCCGCAGUCGGGAACUAGAAAUGGGAAAGCUCCUGAGGAGCAAACGAAGAAGACGAUCACCCCUGAAUUACGGAAGUUGCUCAGUAAGACUAUAGAGGUUUUACCACACACUCACAAGAAGCGUAAUAGUGUUACUACUGAAUCUACCUAGGAGGUAGUAGUCGAUUAGGUAAUUGCUUAGACUAAGGUCAACAUCGAACUUGAGGUAUGUGUAUUUUAUG